CUUUAACUCGUUUGUCUCCUCCUCCCUUAACAACGUACGCCUAUAGGAAAAGCUCCCCUGCCUUGUCUAGCCUCGCCCUCAGGCCACGCACGCACGCGCGCGUUCGCCUCCCUGCUUUGCGGCAGCGCCGUAAAAAAGCGGCCGCUGGGCGAGGCGGGCGUUUGCGACGGCGGAAGUUUGUCGGCCUGCGGGAAGAAGAACGAAGGGGCCGAGAGAGGCGGAGGCCGCCGCCGCCGCCUGAGUGGAGAAGCCGAGCUCGGGCGCCCCAUGGGGAACGUGGGCAGCCACAGCGAGGGCGAGGAAGAGGAGGAGGAAGCGGCGGCCGCCGGCGGCGGAGAAGGAGCCGCCCGAAGUAGCGGCAGCGCCGCCGCCGCCGCCAGCGAGGCUCCCCCGCCGGGCGCCAUGGAGGCGUCGUCGUCGUCGGCCUCGCCUUCCUCCUCCGGCGCCGCGGCGCUUUCCUCGGCGCCGCCGCUGCCCCCGGCGCCGGUGCUGCUGGGCCAGGCCCGGCUGCGGGAGGAGGCGGCGGCCCGCCUGCGCGAGGCGCCCGCGGCCGAGCCGCUCCUCUCCCGGCACCACGGCGCCCUGGUGCGCUGGCUGGAGGCCCGCGUGGGCCGCGGCGAGCACGCUGUCAGCCUCGAGCAGUUCUGCGAGGCCCUCGAGGCCCACGCCGGGCCAGCCCAAGCCACCGCCGCCGCCGGGGCAGGAGGAGGCGGAGCGGCGGCAGGAGCCGGAGGGGAAGCCGAAGCAGCCGCCGCCGCCGCCGCUGAGGAGCGAGCCCGCAGCGAAGAGGCUUUUGCACAGUUUGACACUGAGGGUGAUGGCACAGUGGAUGCGGAGCACAUGCUGGAGAUUCUCAAGACCUCCAGUGGAGCCAAUCUGCAAGGAGAGCUCAGUCACGUGAUCAGGCAGCUGCAGGCUUGUUCGCUCGUUCCAGGUUUUGUAGACAUAUUUUCAGAAUCGAACGAGCGCCUUAGUCUCCACGCUUCCGCGAUUCUGCGGUUCCUGCAUCGUCACCGUAUCGCCAGCGCCGUCAUCCCGUAUCCAGCCUUGGAGUACUUCAACAAUGUCUGCACCAUGCGCUCUUCUGUACUGAAGGAUUCUUUAGACCGGCUCCUCCUGAAAGAAAAGGAAUGCCCUAGUGAUUUGAAUGGAAGCCAGGAAUUAGACAAGCUCAAAUCAAUCGCAAAAUGCUACACUCACAUAGAAACGUCCUCCAAUUCAGCGGACAUUGACAAAAUGACCAACGGAGAGACGUCCUCCUUCUGGCAGUCCGAUGGGAGUGCUCGGUCUCAUUGGAUACGUUUAAAGAUGAAGCCAGAUGUCAUUCUGAGGCAUCUCUCCAUUGCAGUCGCAGCAAACGACCAGAGCUACAUGCCACAGCAGGUGACAGUCGCUGUUGGGAGGACGGCCAGCAAUCUCCAGGAGGUCCGAGAUGUUCACAUUCCCAGCAAUGUUACCGGAUACGUGACAUUGUUGGAAAACGCUAACAUUAGUCAGAUGUAUGUACAGAUAAACAUCAAGCGUUGCCUUAGCGAUGGCUGCGACACCAGAAUUCACGGGCUCAGGGCUAUUGGCUACCAAAGAGUAAAGAAGGGAGGCGUCUCGGUCUGCGACGCUUCUGCGAUCUGGUACUGGUCCCUCCUGACCUCUCUGGUCACAGCGUCUAUGGAGACCAACCCUGCAAUUGUUCACGCCAUCCUGCAAAAUACUCAGAAGGCCCUGCAGCAUAUGCCCCCCCUUUCCUUGUCUCCAGGGUCCACAGACUUCUCAAGCUUCCUCUCCCCCAACGUGUUGGAAGAAGUGGACAGUUUUCUCCUGGGAAUCACCAGUUGUUGUGCCUCUCCUGAAGUGGAGCUUACGUUGCUGGCCUUUUCCCUGGCCCGAGGGAGCAUUGCGAAAGUACUGGGUUCGCUUUGCACAAUCGCCGACCACCUGGAAACGCCUUAUAAGGCCGCCUCGCUCAUCGCUUCCAUGGCCACCGUCCGGCAAAACCUGCUCUACAAAUACGGAACACCCCUGAGGCUGGUUGUGCAGGCCUGCGAUGUCAAAGGAAAGGAAGACAAAUCAGGACCUGAAAAUCUCUUUAUAGAGCCAUGGACAGGGGAUGGCUUUCUUACUGAGACUGGAAAGAGACAAGCCAGCGUCAUUCUCUCGACUGGAACUGAAUCAGCCUUUCAGGUCACACAAAUCAGAGUAAAGGUGCGGAGAGGAGCGAUCGGGGCCCGGUGCGGGUUGGCGUUUGCUUACAACUCUGCUUCAGAGAAAUUUCACGCGGAGGAGCAUUUCAAAAGAUUUGAGAGCUACGACAAAUGGAAGCUGGAGGAUUUCCGGCAAUUCUUGAAAAACAGGAACGGCGCUCCACACGAUGAGCUGGCAGAGGAGGAUCCUGUCGGCUGGUUUGAAAUGGAGGAGGAAUGGGAUGAAGUGGAAAUCAAACUGCAGCAGUGCAGAGUUUCCAAGUAUUUGAUGGUGAAGUUCUUGUGUACAAGACAAGACAAAGCAGAGCGGCUCGGAGUGCAAGGCUUGAGCGUCUUUGGUUACCUUCGGCCCAUGACAGCAGAGCCCAAUCGAAGCAAAAACUGCUUGGAAUGUGGCAAGCCCAGUGAUACCGUUUGUGGGACGACUCUUCUUCUGAAGACUUUGUGCUUCAUCCAACAGCUUGCGCAGGAUUUGGUUCAGAAGAAAGAGAGUGGCUUACGAUACCGAUCAUACCUCGACUUUGCAGGCCUGGAGUUAAAGCUUUUCUGGAAUUUCUAUAGUAAACUUCGCCAAAACCCAAGAGAAGAGUGCAUUGAUGCCCAAGCCAUGUUGCUACAGCUUCUCCAGAGUUGCUUUUCAGCGCUCACUGCAGAGAACAAAGUUGCAAAGUCUCAGGAAGCUGUUCAGAGCAAAGUGUCUGACGGCGCAGAAGCAGCAGAGGAACUCUACAAGCAUCUGUGUGAAGUUGUUGACAGUGGCAGCGAGUCCACAUCGCUAAAGACCUUGAAGCAGGAAGUGGACCACACAUUGCUCAACGGAGCAGCCGUCUUUUUCCCCCACCGACAUACGAGGCGGGAGCAGCUUUUUGCAAUGUUGAAAAACAUUACAGAGCAGGAACGCAAACCGUCUGUCCAUCUUACUUUCAAAUCUCUCUGUGCAUAUUUCAGUGAUCAGGAUCCAGGUGGGCUUCUGUUAUUGCCAGACAAAGGAGCUUCCAGAGAUGUUGAUGUUGAUCAAGUGCUAGCAGUGAUGGAAACACUCCUGAUGGUGACAUCAAGAGAGUGUGAAAUGUUGAUGAUGGCCGUUUCCCAGCAAGACACUGGCCCUGUCCUCUCGUCCUUAUUCUGGUCUGUCCAGGGCAGCCUCCUUGCCUGGUGCUACUUGCAACUUAAGGGCAGCGAUGCAGCGCCCAAGAACAUCGCCAUAGAACUCCUUACAAAAUAUCUGCAGCAGUUCCUGUCGAGCAUCAGGACCAUUUUAGAGUCACUCCUGUCCCGGUACAAGGGGAGAAAAAUAGUGGAGAAACUGAGCAACUCCGUCUUUUCCAUGGUAGCCCGCCAGCUGAUGACUUUCCUGCAGGACUUCUGUGCUUUAGACAUUCCGCAUCGUGCCCUUCUGCAGGAUGUCAGCACGUUGACAAAGCUACUGAAUGACCUGACGGCAGAGCCUGGGGACUGUCCAAAUAAGGUGGGCAUGGACAGCUGGCAGCAAGAGCAGCCGGUGGUCCUGCGAACGUGGGCCAUGGAAUCUCCCCAUAACUACGAGAACAAUUGCCAUGAUGUCACGGCCUUCCUUUGUCCGGGGGCGACGUACUUCGAGGUGGAGUUUGAUGACAGAUGUGAAACGGAGAGGAGGUAUGAUUAUCUGGAAUUUACCGAUGCCAGAGGCGGGAAAACUCGCUACGAUACCAAAGUUGGGACGGACAAGUGGCCCGAGAAAGUGACCUUUAAGGCUGGCCCUCGGCUGCAGUUUCUCUUUCACUCAGACAGCAGUAACAACGAGUGGGGCUACAAAUUCUCCGUCACUGCAUACGGCUUGCCGGAUGUGGAAGUUUCCUGGGGCCUGGAUCUACAUCUUCUUGUGGCCAGGCUUAUGGGGCGCCUGGCUUCUCAGAGUAUGGUGUUGAAAUCCCUACGAGAGGUAGGAAACGGAACAGAAUUGUCUCCUGCAAAAGUGACGGCUGUUCUUAACUCUCCUCUGUGGAAGCCAGUCUUCAGGCAUCAGAUGCGUUCUGAGCACAGGCCUGGAAGCAGUGAUCACAGCCAAACACCCCCGGAAAAUAAAGAGGCCAUGAACUCUAAUGCCAACAACUGUCAUAAUUUUCUCCUUGACUUCUCGAAGUCAGACUCUGCCCAGGAGUUCUGUGGGCCAAAUUCUGAACUUUUCAAAGGAUUUGUGCAGGCAUGUAAAAAACAGGCCCCAAAGACUGAUAUAGUUGCUGGUUCCACUAUUGAUCAAGCUGUCCAGUCUACAUUUGCUGCUUUGGUUUACCUCUGUCCAGAUUUGUAUGAGAAGCUUCAGAAAUAUGUCAACAGCGGAGGCAAAACGCCUUUGAAUGAAGAGUUUGCACAAGUAUAUUCCCUAGCUGAUGGUAUCAGAAUAUGGAUGCUAGAAAUGAAACAGAGGUUCCUCGUGGACCAUGGAAGUGAUGGGGAAGAGAAUCGGGCCAGCGAGAUGACCGAGGUAAACCCAGAAACCCUUGCCCAGCAGUGCAUCCAGAAAAGCCUCCUGCUACUCAGUUUUUUGCCUGCACGGACCAAAGCGGAAGGCCGUGACGUGGAUCACGUGGAGCAAUGCCAGAAGGACAAACUCCAGAGGGCGAGCUCUUUAGUAGAAGCGGAUUUCCAGGCAUCGGAUUCAUCGCCUGCCUUUGGAGUGACUGGUUUUGUUUUCCCAGAGGGAGGUCAAGCAACUGUCUGGGACUCGAAGAGAAAGCAGGGGCCAGACUCCCCACAGACAGAAACGUCUCCUGCGUCCCAAAGCAGGUCCCUCGACAGUGCCCUCUCAGAGCAAGAAGAGACUCUGUCCCCUCCCUCUACACCCACACGGAAGCCUCCAUUCAGCCGGGGGCGGCUCCGGCUGCUCUCCUUCCGCUCAAUGGAAGAGUCCAAGCCUGUGCCUAGCAUUAAGGAGAAAUAUCCCGUCCUGAAACACAUCUUGGACUUCAUUAAGGACCAAUCUCUUUCUCAUGAAAGUGUGCUGCAAGUCCUUGCUCUGAGAAAAGCUCAAGCCAAAAGCAUCUUGGAAGAGCUGAAGAUGAUCCGCCAGUGCCUAGAGUCCCUCAGCCAACCUCACUGUUUCGUCCCGCCCUGCAUUAUAUUCCUGUUGGAACUUCUGGCUUGCCAAAAAGACUUCACAAAUUAUUUUGGACACUUGGAAGGCUGCGGAGCUGCGCUACAUCGGGAAAUACGGGAAUCCUACUAUGAGCUCCUUCUCUUUUUGGUCAAUGCUCUGAAAGGAUUUAACAACCUCAAUGACAAAUCUCUGCUCCCAGCCUUGUCCUGCGUGCAGACGUCCCUCCUUCACCUCUUGGAUAUGGGUUGGGAGCCAAGUGACCUUUCCUUCUUUGUUGAUAUACAGCUACCACACCUCCUUAUCACCAUGUCGCGAGAGAACAUAAGUGCUCAUGACAGCGUAAUCUGCCCGAGGAGCGAAGAAGAGGAACUUGCAGACUACAAACAGAACUCCGAGUGGAUGGACGAGUGUCAAGAAGGAGUCUUUGAAAGCUGGUGUGACAAGAUAAGCCAAGCAGACCCAGAGAAGCAGAGGAAGAUGCACUUGUUCAUAGCUCGCUACUGCGACCUGCUACACGUAGACAUCUCGUGCGACGGGUGUGACGAGAUCGCUCCUUGGCAUCGUUACCGCUGUUUGCAGUGCAACGACAUGGAUCUUUGUAAAACGUGCUUUUUGGGCGGAGUGAGACCCGAAAGGCAUGAGGCUAACCAUGACAUGGUCAGCAUGGAAUAUGCCUGCGAUCACUGCCAAGGCAUCAUCGUUGGCCAGCGUAUGAAUUGCAAUGUGUGUGAAGAUUUUGACCUUUGCUUUGGGUGUUAUUCUGCAAAGAAGUAUUCUGAUAGCCACCUGCCCACCCACAGCGUCACGGCAUACCCAAUGAUGACCAUGCGGAUCAGCGACCGCCAUAGACUCAUCCAGCCUUACCUCCACAACUACUCCUGGCUGCUGUUUUCCGCGCUGGCUCUCCACAGCGCCGACUUGUCCAGUGGCGAGCAGGUGGAUGGCGAGGCGCUCGACCCCAAAGUUGUCGCUCAUGCCAGGACCCUGCAGCAGGAGUGCAUCCAACUCAUUGGGGAUUGCCUGAUGAAAGUGCAGCAUAGAAAAGGUUUGAAAAGCCUUGCUCUGCUCUGUAUGUUGCCAGAGGGUGAAUCUUCCUCUGAGAAGGCGAUGCUGUCUGUUGAUAACUCCACAGACGGUAGAGUAGAGGAGGCGCCGGAAGCCAUUAAGAUGCCUGUACCUUUCACCCAUUGCAACGGGACUGGAGAUGCCAACAGAAUCCAGGCCUCUGUAGACACCCAACGAGCGCGUAAAGUGAAAACUGAGAGCAAGCCUUCCAACGGCCUUCCACCGAAAACAGAGGUGGUAGUACAAGAGAGAGAGAAGCUUGCUUCUAAUACAGACAUCCCGGCAAAGGAAACUGUAACUGCAGAUACUGAAGUUGCCGAUAUCUUGACUCCAGACCAAGCUGAAGAAAAGAUAAUGCCUAGUCAAGAGGAGGUAUUUGCUGAAUGUUCCCAGAAGAGGAUUCUUGGGCUGCUGGCUGCCAUGUUACCUCGUUUGAAAACAGGCUUAACAAUGUCUCUGAUUAACCUGGACCAGAUCCUCCCGCUCAUGUUUCAAGUUGUGAUCUCCAAUGCCGGCCACUUGAAUGAAACCUACCAUUUAACCUUGGGGCUCCUAGGCCAGUUGAUCUGGAGGCUGACGCCCUCAGAAGUAGAUGCUGCCGUAACCAAGGCCCUCUCGGCCAAGCAUAGCCUUGUUGCAACUGGUGAUGGAUCCACUGUGCCAGAAGGCUGGAAGACAACCCAUCUCCUCUUCAGCCUGGGAGCGGUUUGCCUAGACAGCCGCGUAGGCCUAGACUGGGCCUGCACGAUGGCCGACAUCCUGCAAGCGCUGAACUCCUCUGCCCAGUGGCACGCCGUGAUUGCUGCGUUCACAGACCACUGCAUCAAGCAGCUACCCUUCCAGCUGAAACACACCAACAUCUUUGCCUUAUUGGUGCUUGUCGGGUUUCCAGAGGUUCUGUGCAUGGGGACCCGGUCUGUGUAUAUGGACAAUGCGAAUGAGGCCCACAAUGUGAUCAUCCUCAAGCACUUCACAGAGAAGAACAGGGCGGUCGUCGUGGACAUUACAACACGGAAGAGGAAAGCAGUGAAAGACCUCCAGCUAGUUCAGCCAUGUGGACAUGAUGACCACGAGUCUCUGUGCCGGCUGCGGCGAUACCUCCAGCACUUUGUGUUCAUAGCUAGCCAUCUCCUCCAGACCAGCAUCGACAGCAGCUUUCCAGAGGCCGUCGAAGCAACCUGGGUCUUAUCUCUUGCUCUAAAGGGACUUUACCGAACGCUUAAGAUGCAUGCCUUCGAAGAAAUCCGCACUGCCUUUCUUCAGACGGGUUUGCUUAAACUGUUGGUGAAGAAGUGCAGCAAAGGAACGGGCUUCAGUAAGACCUGGCUUCUCCGAGACUUGGAGAUCUUGUCGAUCAUGCUGUACUCAUCGAAAAAGGAAAUGAACUCCCUGGCUGAGCACAAGGGCCCAGAACUCGGUGAAAGGGAUCAAGACCAAGCAGUCAACCAGUCUGUUGUCACCCCCACCGACGCUGACCAGAACAGGCUCGAUCCACUGGAGGGCUUGGAUGAAACCACCAAAAUAUGCUUCCUGAUGACUCACGAUGCCCUUGACGCCCCUUUGCAUAUCCUACGGGCCAUGUACGAAUUGCAAAUGAAGCGGACAGAUUCUUUCUUCCUGGAGGUUCAGAAGAGAUUUGAUGGCGAUGUCGUGACAACAGAUGAGAGGAUCCGGACGCUGGCUCAAAAAUGGCAGCCAAGCAAGCAUUUGCGGCCAGAGGAGCAGAGUUCCAAAGCACUGGAUACAGACAUGAUUAUUCUGCCGUGUCUGCCUGCUCCUCUCUUGCAGUCCAAGCCCGCCCCCUGCAACAAGGCCACCGAAGAAUCCAACCCCAUCACCCAGAAGCUCAUCACCAACACAGAAAGUGACCUCCAGCUCAGCUACGCCAAACAGCGCCGCACCAAGAGCUCUGUCCUCCUGCGCAAGGAGCUGGACUCGAGGAGCAAAAAGGCCGUGCGGGGCUACCUCUACCGGGUCAACGAGGCCACGGCUGUCCUCUACGCCAGGCACGUCCUUGCUUUGUUGUUGGCCGAGUGGCCCGACGACGUGGCAAUAACCGAGGAGAUGUUGGAGCUCAGCAGCCCGGCUCAUAUGACGUACAUCCUGGAUAUGCUCUUGCAGCUGGAGGAGAAACAGCUGUGCGAGAAGAUUCUCCUGAAAGUGCUCCAUGGAUGCAACAAGAGCAUGCUGGCUACGAUGGUGCUUACAGCCUGUCAGUUCAUGGAGGAGCCUGGGAUGGCUGUACAAGUGCGGGAAUCUAAGCAUCCCUAUAACAACAAUACAAAUUUUGAGGAUAAGGUUCACAUCCCUGGUGCAAUAUACCUCUCCAUCAAAUUUGAUCCUCAGUGUAACACUGAAGAGGGCUGUGAUGAGCUGAUCGUAGCCAGCAGCUGCGACUUCAUCCAUGACCGGCACACCUUCAGCGGACCUCCGCACAAAUGGACUGAUUUUGAGCUUCCAGGAGAUACCCUGUACUAUCGAUUCACCACAGACAUGAGCAACACGGAAUGGGGCUAUAAGUUUACAGUGACUGCAGGUCACCUGGGGAGGUUCCAGACAGGCUUUGAGAUCUUGAAGCAGACGCUGUCAGAGGAAAGGGUAUUCCCCCAUAUCCCGCUGGCCAAAGUUUGGGAGUGGCAAGUGGGGGUGGCCUGCAGACAAACGGGCCACCAGCGAUUGAAGGCCAUCCAUCUGCUCCUAAAGAUUGUUCAGCGCUGCUGCGAGAGGGAGUGUGACCUCACUUUGCUGAAGCCGCUCUGGCAUCUUUUUAGCUGCAUGGAAAACAGCCUGCUCCACGACGUGACCAAGUCGGGGAUCCUCCUCCCACUUCACCGGGCGCUCACCGAGCUGUUCUUUGUGACCGAGAGCAGAGUCGGCGAAGUUGGAUCUCUGCAGGAUUACUUGCUUGCCUUAAAUACAGAAGACCAUCUUCACGGCUCUACAGCACAGGCCCUGAAAAACAUUGCUGCUAUUAGCCUUGCCAUUAACUAUCCCAACAAGUCGACAAGCCCCUGGAAUGUUUAAUCAUGGCUGUUUGCGGCUUGGAGCUGGAAAGUUCUUGUCUGUAGGCACUGCGAGGGCGAGCGCCUUCGCUCUGUUCAGGGACCAGGGGAAGAGAAAAAAGGGGGCCGCUUCUGCCUCAGUGCACGUGCACUCUGCAGGCAGCCAGCCAGCCAACCUUCCUGCCACCCUAAAUGUAGAUUCUGUAAAAGCAAAAAGCGCGCUCCCAAGGAAACUGGGUGCAUUCUCUCCGGAGCACCUCGCGCGUCACCUCGAGUUAUGUAUGCACUUCUAUUGUAGCAUGCCUGUGGAACAGUAUUUACUUUCUCUGAAUUUUGGAAGGAGAACAAGGAAAGAGUAGAGGGGGGCGAGAGGGGAUGAAGCCUCCCCCAAACGAUGACGACACAGGCUGUCUCCUGGCUGUCGUCCUCCCCGACCUUUCCUAUAAACUGAGCAAUGAACUGAGAA
This is a messenger RNA of Rhineura floridana, 9807 nucleotides long. It is a transcript of the gene ZZEF1, whose product is annotated as zinc finger ZZ-type and EF-hand domain containing 1. The record is from RefSeq and is a predicted model, not a curated record. The coding region runs from base 268 to 9363 and encodes 3031 amino acids. The transcript has 55 exons. Lineage: Eukaryota; Metazoa; Chordata; Lepidosauria; Squamata; Rhineuridae. Gene Ontology annotation, molecular function: zinc ion binding; ubiquitin-like protein ligase activity; calcium ion binding. Gene Ontology annotation, biological process: protein ubiquitination; regulation of synaptic plasticity. Gene Ontology annotation, cellular component: postsynapse.